AUGUCGCUGGUGAUGUCUGUUUCGAGCUGCUUGAUCUCCAAAGCGAACUCCUUACCCUUGGUCACGUUGAAAGUGAACACCUUAGACUGUAGAAUCAGCUUUCUCUUCUUCAACUCGGCAAUAUCUUUCUUGUUGGCGAGACUUCCAGUUUUCUCAAUCUCCUUGAGCUGUUCCGCGGUGGUGUCUUCGACCUGGGAGUCCUUGGAAAGCUUGGUGACCAACUUGUCGCCGUCUUUUCCUAUCCACCCAUUCUUGAAAGCUCUGCCCUGGGCGACCUUUCCGUUGGAACCCAUCACCCCGUCAACCUCCGAGAUCUUCAGCCCUUCCAGCGACUCGGUCACCUUCUGCAGAAGUCUGUAUUCAUGGGAUCCGUUCGCAACGAUAUCCUUGGCCUCGUCGGUCAGAGUCCACUUGUCGGUUUCCUUUGUCUUGAACUCCACCAUAUUUUUGGCUGCCAACGACGUCACAGCGGCCUGA
Molecule: messenger RNA, 477 nt
Organism: Ogataea philodendri
Lineage: Eukaryota; Fungi; Ascomycota; Pichiomycetes; Pichiales; Pichiaceae
Exons: 1
Coding region: 1-477 (158 amino acids)
Source: RefSeq, a predicted model, not a curated record